AUGUCGUUCAGAAAGAGAAGUGACAUCAUCGGAGGCGGUUCAUCUGCUGUUCCAGGCAGAGCCCCUCUGGGAAUUGGACGAGCCCCCGUCGGUUCUGGAGCAAUACCAGGCAGAACGCCUGCGCAUCCUAGACUUUCAAUUAAUUCUAGAAUACCAGUUGAAGUUGAAGAAAUUUCUGCUUUGAAGAAUCCUUCUGUUAGACCAUCCUUAAUCUCAUCUCAGCCGACAGUAUCUACUGGUACCGGUGAUUUGGACAAACUACUUCUUCACCAAGGAUUGCCAUUAGGACAUUCUUUGCUCGUUGAAGAGUCUGGAACGACUGAUUUCGCAUCCGUAAUAUUACGAGCUUUUGUCUCUCAAGGAAUUAUGCACAACCGGAUUAAUAAAGACCAGAUUAACUCUCAUGUGAUAGCUGUAGGGAUUUCCACCCAAUGGACUGCAAACUUACCUGGUUUGUACAAGGGCUCCUCUAAAGAUCAAAAGAAAGCUAAGAUCCUUGCCAAUGAGUCUAAAGUCAGUGUUUCCAACUUGGCAACGUCCACUGCUGGUGUGACUUCUAGAGUUGACAAUGACUUGAAAAUCGCAUGGAGAUAUGGAGUGAAUAGCAAGCAGAAAUCGGCAUCUCCAGAACCUUUUGAAAACAGUGCAUAUGAAUACUACAUCAACCAAUUCGAUAUCACCCAGAAACUUGCCCCUGGUCCAAAUGCCCAAGAUAUUUCGUUUGUUCCUGUAGGUCUUAGUCAUAUUCAAUUAAUCCAACAGAUCCAGAGCAUCAUCCAACGUCAUGUCAAGUUAAAUCCAGCUAUUGUGAUAAGAAUCGCUAUCCCUGGACUUCUUAAUCCUACAGGCUACAAUCCAUUGAGCUCUUCGCCUACAUUUUUAUAUCCGUUUGUUCACUCCUUGCGAGCCAUACUUAGGCAAUAUAGCCAGAAUGUGGUUCUUGUUGCAUCGCUAUCUUCAGAUCUCUAUCCUCGAGAUUCGAACGUAGCCCAUGUACUUGAAUCGUUGGCCGAUUCGUGCAUUCACCUUCAGCCAUUCAACCAAGAGAUGACCCAGUUGAUCGAAAGAGCCUACAAGAAUGAACCAUCCAAGAUCCAGCAGGGUCUUGUCAAUAUCGUCAAGUUGCCUGUUCUCUCGGAGAAAGGAAUGAUGAUGAUUCAUGAAGGAGAAUACGCAUUCAAGAAUGGAAGAAAGAAAUUCGAAAUAGAAGAGUGGGGCAUUCCAGUUGAGGACUCUGAAAAAGAGGAACAUACUACUGCCGAAGGUGGCACUACUAAAAAGAACCUCGACUUCUGA
Molecule: messenger RNA, 1296 nt
Organism: Scheffersomyces stipitis CBS 6054
Lineage: Eukaryota; Fungi; Ascomycota; Pichiomycetes; Serinales; Debaryomycetaceae
Product: Elongator subunit
Exons: 2
Coding region: 1-1296 (431 amino acids)
Biological process (GO): tRNA wobble uridine modification
Cellular component (GO): cytoplasm; transcription elongation factor complex; elongator holoenzyme complex
Source: RefSeq, a predicted model, not a curated record